AUGAAACUUUUGUGUUGCACCGGCCCUCUUUUGGCGACAUCACUUUAUUGUCGUCUAGCAGUUGCAGCCAACACAACAGACAAUCUUCCCACGCUGCAACUAAGCACAGACACUACUUUCAACUUUCAAUUUCUCAUUGCCCUUGGCGAUGCUCCCACGGGGGGUUCGGACAUCGGACCUGUCCUGGGGGCUGCUAAGAACAUCAAAGCUGGAGACAUGUCCUCUUACAGCGAGCAGUUCUACAAACUCGCCAAUCAAACUAAGAGACAAGCAGAGGACCCGGAAAAUGCCUAUGGCCCAGCCAAUGUCAGAGACACCUGGUUCUCUGCCUCCCAGUACUUCCGUCGAGCAGAUUUCUACCUCCACGGAAACUGGAGCAACCCGUUAAUCAAUACCCUUUGGGCAGAGCAGACUGCGGCGUUUAAUAAGGCGUUGGCUGCUUUGCCCGUCCCUGGCAAGCGUAUCCGCAUCCCCGCUAAGAAGGGUAAUUUCACCAUUGAAGCUAUCUGGUAUGGCGUACCCGGGGGAGAAAACCGCAAACUGCCAACCUUAGUUAUCGGAAAUGGAUUCGAUGCUGCACAGGAGGACUCAUAUCAUUACUUCGUCGCUCAUGCACUAGUAAGAGGCUGGAACUGCAUCACCUAUGAAGGCCCAGGUCAUCCGACUGUACGCCGAGAGCAGAACAUUGGCUUCAUUCCGAACUGGGAGAACGUUGUGACCCCCGUGGUAGACUACGUCCUUUCCGAAAAGUCAAACGUCAUCGAUGAGAGCCGUCUUGUUCUUGUUGGCAACUCCUUCGGCGGUUAUCUGGCUGCCCGUGCAGCAGCCUUUGAGCCUCGUUUAGCAGCAGUGGUCUUGAUUGACGGAGUUUGGGAUUUCUAUGCUGGAGUCAUAGGGCAAUUGACAUCUGAGAUCGUGGCCUCAUAUGAGGCGGGCAACUAUACAGAAUUUGACAACAAGAUUCUUUCACUGCGAGAGGCUGGGAAGCUCAGUACAGCUGCUGCCUGGGGUUUAGAUCAAGGCUUGUGGUCAUUUUAUACGCAUUCCCCUUCUGACUUUUUCAAUCAGAGCAAGCAAUAUCGAUUGGAGGAUGUUGUUGACAAGAUCAAGAUGCCAGUAUUUAUAGGGGAUGCUGAGUAUGAGAACUUUUUACCGGGCCAGCCGAAGCAAGUCAAGGAUGCACUAGGGGACCGAGCUACUCUGCAUGCCUUCCUAGGGGUUGCUGGCUAUCACUGCCAGACUGGUGCCACGCAAGAGAUGGCACGGGCUAUCUUUGCCUGGUUAAACAAGUCUCUCGGUAAAGCAUAA
This is a messenger RNA of Penicillium taxi, 1308 nucleotides long. Its product is annotated as alpha/beta hydrolase family protein. The transcript has a single exon. NCBI's taxonomy places the organism in Eukaryota, Fungi, Ascomycota, Eurotiomycetes, Eurotiales, Aspergillaceae. Bases 1 to 1308 code for a protein of 435 amino acids. The record is from RefSeq and is a predicted model, not a curated record.